UAGGGGGGAGCCAAGUGAAGAGCCAGCCAGUCUGACCCAUGAUAGAAGGGAGCCAAGUGAAGAGCCAGCCAGUCUGACCCAUGAGUCCAUGUCAACUGCUGACAGUGAAGAGCCAGGCAGUCUGACCCAUGAUAGGAGGGAGCCAAGUGAAGAGCCAGCCAGUCUGAGCCAUGAUAGGAGGAAGCCAAGUGAAGAGCCAGCCAGUCUGACCCAUGAGUCCAUGUCAACUGCUGACAGUGAAGAGCCAGGCAGUCUGACCCAUGAUAGGAGGGAGCCAAGUGAAGAGCCAGCCAGUCUGACCCAUGAUAGGAGGGAGCCAAGUGAAGAGCCAGCCAGUCUGACCCAUGAGUCCAUGUCAACUGCUGCCAGUGAAGGGCCAGCCAGUCUGACCCAUGAUGAAAUGAGGCAGCCAAAUCCUCAAGGGACAGGGACAAGAAAAGGAAUGAAACGAAAGUGGGCCAGCGAAGAGAACAUAUGUUUCAUGAACUUUUUUAGAGAUGAAUUAAGAGAAAAAAAAAUGCCAUCUGGCUCAAAAAUAAUGGGGUCCCUAAAAAUACUUACCGGAAGAACAGUGGCCCAGAUAAGGGCAAGGGUCCAUAACAUUAUUAUGGAAAAACAAAAAUGGAAAAAGAAUUGUUGAACUGUGGAAUAUGUUUAUGCCCCUGGUAGGGUGGCAUAUAGCAGUUGAACUGUCCGUCAGUCAGUCAGUCUGUCCAUCUGGCCGAAAACUUAUAUGGCCAUAACUUUUUCAAUAUUGAACAUAGCAACUUGAUAUUUAUACCCCUAUUACAAUUGGUAAUGGGGGCUAUAUAGGAGUCACGUUUGUCGGUCUGUCCCGAUAUUUCAUCCGAUCUUCACCAAACUUGGUCAGUAGUUGUAUGUAGAUAAUGUCUAGAUCAAGUUUGAAUAUGGGUCAUGCCAGGUCAAAAACUAGGUCAUGGGGUCACUUAGUAUGUUUUAAACUGUAAGUUUGUACGGACCAUAGCUAUGUUAUUUAUCGUUACAUUUUUAAAUGACUCGGUACAUUUGUUCACCAUCAUGGAACGGUGUGUCGCGUUAAAAGAAAUUACGUCAAUAUCUCAAAGGUCAAGGUCACACUUGGGAGUUCAAAGGUCAAAUGCUUGUCCGGGCCAUAGCUUUGUUUUUUAUUGUGAGAUUUUAAAAUCAUUUGGCACAUUUGUUCACCAUCAUUGAACAGUGUGUCGGGCGAAAGAAUUACGUCGAUAUUUCCAAGAACAAGGGCACAAUUUGAGUUUAAAGGUAAAAAAUGGCCAUAAUUGAGCUUGUCUGGGCAAUAACUAUGUUGUUUAUUGUGCGAUUUUAAAAUCGUUGGCUCUUUUGUUCACCAUCAUUUGACAGUGUGUCGCGCGAAAGAAUUACGUCGAUAUCUUCAAACUCAAAGUUGUAGUUUUAGUUCAAAGGUCAAAAAUGGCAAUAAAUUAUCUUGUCUGGGCCAUAAAUAUGUCAUUCAUUGUAAGAUUUUAAAAUGACUCUGUACAUCAAUUUUGUUCAAAGUCAUUGGAAGGCUUGUCAUGUGAAACAAUUCAAGAGUUCAAAGGUAAAAAUGGCUAUAAAUGAUAAUGGCAUAAUGAUUCUUAAAAAAUCGCCAUAAAUUGUAUUAUCUUGUUUUGUGAAGACAGCAUACAAAAUAGUCUGUGUCAAUGCGUUAUGUGGGGGUAUAUGUCACGUCUGUGACAAAGCUCCAGUUGGCAUGCAUGUGCAUCUUGUGAAGCUGCACAUAUUGAGUGGUGAAAAGUGAAGGUCAAGGUAAUCCUUCAAGGUUAAAUGUUAAAUAUAUUGCUUCUGUCCGUCCGUCUGAAAACUUUAAAAUUGGCCAUAACUUUUGAGCUCACCUGAGUGCAACAUGCUCAUGGUGAGCUUUUGUGAUUGCCUUUUGUCCGUUGUGCGUUGUAUGUCGUCAACAUUUUGCCUUGUGAACACUCUAGAUGCCACAUUUAUUGUCUGAUCUUCAUGAAAUUUUGCAGAACAUUUGUCACAUUGAUACCUCGACUGAGUUCGAAACUGGGUCAUGCUGGGUCAAAAAUUAGGUCACUAGGUCAAAAAAACAACAAAAAAACUUGUGAACACUGUAGAAGUCCAAUCUUCAUGUAACUUUGUCAAAAUGUUUGUCUAAAUGAUAUUUUGGUUUAGUUAAAAAUUGGUUCCGGUCCGUUGAAAAACAUGGCCGCCAGGGGCGGGGCAGUUUUCCUUAUAUGGCUAUAGAGAAACCUUGUGAACACUUUAGAAGUCAAAAUGUUUGCCUAAUCAUCAUGAAACUUGGUCAAAACAUUGGUUUUAUUUAUAUUUUGGACGAGUUUGAAAAUGGUCCAGAUCAGUGAAAAAACAUGGCCGCCAAGGGGCGGGGGAGUUUUCCUUAUGUCUUUAGUUAAACAUUGCUAACACUCUAGAGGCCACAUUUAUUGUCCAUUCUUCAUGAAAUUUGGUCAGAAGUUUGGUCUCAAUGAUAUCUUAGACGAGCUGAAAAUGGUUACGUUUGCUUGAAAAACAUGGCUGCCAAAGGGCGGGGCAUUUUUCCUUAUAUGGCUAUAUAUGGCUAUAGUAAAAUCUUGUUAACACUCUUGAGGCCACAUUUAUUUUCCGAUCUUCAUGAAACUUGGUCAGAAUA
Dreissena polymorpha is the source of this 2626-nucleotide messenger RNA. RefSeq lists its product as uncharacterized. NCBI's taxonomy places the organism in Eukaryota, Metazoa, Mollusca, Bivalvia, Myida, Dreissenidae. The coding region runs from base 89 to 640 and encodes 183 amino acids. The transcript has 5 exons. The record is from RefSeq and is a predicted model, not a curated record.